This is a messenger RNA of Ylistrum balloti, 942 nucleotides long. Its product is annotated as nucleoside hydrolase-like. NCBI's taxonomy places the organism in Eukaryota, Metazoa, Mollusca, Bivalvia, Pectinida, Pectinidae. Gene Ontology annotation, molecular function: hydrolase activity, hydrolyzing N-glycosyl compounds. The record is from RefSeq and is a predicted model, not a curated record.
AUGGCUGUGCAGAGAAAGAAGCUAAUAGUCGAUACAGAUGGCGGGAUUGACGAAAUUUUUAUGAUGUUGGACUCAACUGUGUAUGACGUCAUUGGCAUCACUUGCGUCAGGGGUAAUAGUGACGUAGAUCAAGUUGUACGGAACGUCUUAAAAAUACUCGCUGCAGCAGGGAAAUCUCAUAUUCCAGUUUUUCGGGGAUGUGAUUGUUCCAUCGUAGGUGAAGUUUCGUUAAACCUGAAAUGUCGUAAUUACCAUGGAGAUGACGGCUUAGGAGAUUCUUGUUUUGAAGAACCAGACCUUGGCCUUCUGCAAAAUGAAACAGCGGUAGAAACAAUGAUCCGUUUAUCAAAGGAUAACCCUGGGGAAAUAACUCUAAUGUGUAUUGGACCACUAACCAAUCUUGGUACUGCUUUGAAACAGGACAAACACUUCGGAAGUCGUCUGCGAGACUGCUUCAUAUUGGGAGGCAACUAUUAUGGCAGAGGGAACGCCACUGUGAGUGCGGAGUUUAACUUCUUUGCUGACCCCGAAGCAGCUUGUGUUGUACUGUCACAACUUCGAUGUCCAAAGACACUUGUUGGUCUAGAGAUUUUUACUGAAAGCGCAAUAACAUGGGAUGAGUAUGACCAACUACGGAAUUUCCCUGGCAAGAAAAAUCAAUUUUUAAAGUGUAUUGAAGGAAAUGCAGUGGCUUGUUCCCGCAGGAAUGGUCAAGACUAUUGUUCCCCGGAUGCUGUUUUGGCGGCAAUAAUGUUGAAUUCUGGGAUUGUUUUGCAAAGUAGACAUAUAUACACAACAGUAGAAAUCAGCGGGAAACUUACUCGUGGACGGAUGGUGAUCGACUGGGAUCAACAGCUCCAGAAAAAUCCUAACAUAAACAUCGUCACCAAAAUCAAUGAUAAUUUAUUCUUUCGUGAACUUCUGAAAAUUGCUAAGGUCUAA